UCAUUUAUAUACAUCCAGAUCACUGCUUCGCCGGGCGGGAUUUCCGCAAUAAUAUCAAGUAUGGCGAAGACAUACGACUAUUUGUUUAAAUUACUGUUAAUCGGCGACUCUGGUGUCGGGAAGACCUGUGUUCUGUUCAGGUUUUCAGAAGACGCCUUCAACUCAACGUUUAUCUCUACUAUAGGCAUCGAUUUCAAGAUCAGGACGAUAGAGCUCGACGGAAAGAAGAUAAAGUUACAGAUAUGGGAUACAGCUGGCCAGGAGCGCUUCCGAACAAUCACAACAGCCUACUACAGAGGAGCAAUGGGCAUCAUGCUUGUCUACGACAUCACCAACGAGAAGUCUUUCGAUAAUAUAAAGAACUGGAUAAGGAACAUUGAGGAGCAUGCGUCUGCUGAUGUGGAGAAGAUGGUCCUUGGUAACAAAUGUGAUAUCAAUGACAAGCGGCAGGUGUCCAAAGACAGAGGGGAGAAGCUUGCAUUAGAGUAUGGGAUAAAAUUCAUGGAGACCAGUGCAAAGGCCAACAUCAAUGUGGAAAAUGCUUUUUUGACUCUUGCCAGAGACAUCAAAUCAAAAAUGGACACAAAAUUGGAGGGCAACACACAGCAGGGGAGCAGCCAUGGAGUCAAGAUCUCAGAGCCUCAGAAAAAGACCAGCUUCUUCCGCUGCAGCCUACUCUGAGGACUGAGGCCUUCAAUACUGGCUGCCAGCUGGGUGGACAUAAAUGGACUGUGCUUGCUUUUAGCACUUCCUUCCCUUUCCUUCUUUCUACCCAUCCAUGGCCUGUCCUCUCAUUCCACACAAACCAUUAUAUCAACAGUAAGCGGAGGGCUUCCGCUCCUCUCUUCCUCUUCUGAAAGCUUCCAGUGCUGCAUCUCUUCCAUUUUAAGGAGAUGAGUUGUUUUCAUGGGUCAGUGUGCUUGACUGAUCGAGGACUCAACCAGGAUCGUGGUCCAGAUGUUCCUCAUCACAUAGAGGACAGGCUCUUACUUCUGAUGUUAGUCUCUUUCUAAUACGCACUUAUAUUUCACACAGCUGGUAGCAAAACCGAGGGUGAGAAAUCGUUUCGUUAAUGUCAAGGUUUGGGAUUGAAAGUACAAAUGUAAUAUUUAGAUUUAUUUUUAUUAUUAGCGCUCCUUCCCUUUUUAUGUUACAAAAUGUCAACCAGAGACUGAGCAGCUUGAACUGUAGUCAAACAGAGUUGCACAUGUUUGCAUUGAGAGUCAUAUCAUCCAUGAGGCAGUCAGGGAUCAGAGAAGAGUUGGAUUGAAAUAUUUUCAGUUUGAGUUCAGCUCUUUGUUUUGCAUGUAGUUCUUGACAAUCAUUUGGUGUGACUAAAACGCACGUUUCAUCUUGCCCUGAUCAUUACACACUGCCUCCAACUCUUUUUUUUUUUUUAAACUUUUGCAAAAGCUUUCAGGUGCUGGUAGGCAGUUUGGCAACGAAAAAAAACCCCUAAAAAUACAACCCCUAUUUCUGCCUCUGAAGAUAAAGUUCUCCUGUCAGAUUGUCAGCAGGAUGUUGCAGAGCUGACGUGUUUCAGCUUAAGCUUUCCCUGGUGUAGUAAUAUGAAAGAAAGUAUUGUUCCUGCAAAAUGGGCGAAUUGUGGUAUGAAUGAAUAUGUGCAAAAACUGCAUUGUUUCCCAGUACACCAGUUAAGAAAAUAUCAAGAUGUGUACACUGUACAGUUUUAAUUAAUUCUCCACAGUGAAGUUUAAUCAUUCUUUUUACUAUAGUGUUGCCUUCUGAGUGGACUUGAAGGUUUUUUUUUAGCAGCUCUGAUGCACAGUGAAGCUAAAUGACGUCUCCAGUUAUUUGAUCAGCAGUUAAAAUAACUCUUGAAGUUUCGCACUGUAAAUCGUCCUCCUCCAUGCAGCUCUCCUUGCACUUUACCAGUAAACUCGUAUUCUGUGUGUAGUCUGUGCCAAGUGAUAGUUUUGCAAUGCAAUUACUUAGUUUAAAAGUUUUGAUCUAUUGAGUCUUGGUAGUAUGAUGGGCAUAAUCCCUCAAUUUUACUAUACCUCCUUAUAAAUUACUUGAUCACUGCUGUCCUGGUUUAAAAAAAAACAGAGUUUUCUGGACUGAUUACACGAAUAACACGAAUAUGACCUUGACCUUGAACGCUGACCUGACCCUACUAGUAUUGUACUCUUGUUCAUGUUUGAUUGUGGUCCCUUAGUUUGACAGCUAGGUGGCACCACAGGCACAGUAUGCAUAAUAAGUGACCAGCUGAGCUCAAAUUUUAACCAGUAUUUUAUGAAGAACUUGAGCCACAGUGAAUUAGACGUGUGAGAUCCAAACAUGUACUGACUACUUAACAUUAAUGUUGAGUCUCAGUACAUUUCAGUUGUUCCUCAGUGUUUCCUUCCCACAUUUGAUAUUAGUUUGAACAUCAAACUCCUAUAUGCACAAUAUUGAAGGAGGAUCUGCUUUUGCUUGCCUGCACCUUUUUUUUUGUUAAAUAUCAAAUAAUUUGGGACCUCAUGACAACCAUGGCCAUUUGUCUUAACCACUAAUACUCACUUCUGUCAUAGGUGAGCUAUGCAUUGUGAAUCUUGGACCUGUGCAUAUGUGUGUAAUGUAAUUUUCAGACAUACUUGUAGACCUGUACAGUUGAAUGUAUGGGCUUUUUGUUUUUUUUUUCUUUUGUUUGUGUGUCAUUCACUGAGCCAAAUACGGGACAUGCUCUUAUUGUAGAAAUAGCGUCGCAGCAUCAAAGUGAGCAAAAUCUAGCUCGAUGGCAAAUGAAGUAGGAGGAGUGUGGGCGUUGCAAUGCAGACGUAGUGCUGUUGUCUCAUUCCAGUGACACUGUAGCUUUAAGUCAUAACCAGAAACUAGGGAGCCGAUGUUCGUGUAUCGUUUUCAGCUUCAAACGAUACUCCCUCUUUGGUUUUAAAUCAUAUCCUUCACUUAAGACUCCUGUCACAUGUCGUAAUAUGCUGUACAUCCCUUUUUACAGCCAUAUUUUCAUUCCGUCAGUUGUGAAGUACACAGGGAGGACAAUAACAUUUUGGAGAAAAAAAAAACAUUGUAAAUAUCACGCUGAAAAAAAGACAUCUACUUAAAUUGUACUGUACUUUGUAAAUCCAUAUGAAAAUGUAUCUACAAUUUGUAGAUAUGUGUACUUUUGGUUUAAUAAAAUAAGCUUAUAAAACUGUC
Molecule: messenger RNA, 3159 nt
Organism: Scatophagus argus
Lineage: Eukaryota; Metazoa; Chordata; Actinopteri; Scatophagidae
Product: ras-related protein Rab-8A-like
Exons: 8
Coding region: 61-681 (206 amino acids)
Biological process (GO): protein secretion; Golgi vesicle fusion to target membrane; neurotransmitter receptor transport to postsynaptic membrane
Cellular component (GO): dendritic spine; synaptic vesicle; plasma membrane
Molecular function (GO): GTPase activity; GTP binding
Source: RefSeq, a predicted model, not a curated record